AAGAAAGAAAACAAAACAAAUAGAUAGAGGAAACUAAGAUGGGUAAGACUUUGAGCAUGACAGUGAUGAUGGUGUUGAUAGUAGCGGCGUUUGUGAUCGGAGGUGAAGCAAAAUCUGAAGUGGAAUGCAGUAAGUUGUGUCGUCCCCAUUGUCAACGUUCAUCAUCAGCAGCAGAAUGUACCGACUGUCAUAGAAAGUGUGAGCAGUCUCCACCGGCUAUGAAGACAGAUGUUCUUAAGAACCAGCACCUCAGCAGCAGGAGAUAUGGUCUAGCCAACUAAUUUAUAACAUAUAUGAUGGUGAUCAUGAUGAUUGUAUGGUAUUGUGUUUGUAAUAAUAAGAUGAUGGUACGUAAACUUCUAUAUAUUAUAUUUGUAAUAAUAAGAUGAUAUAUUGUAUUCUUGUUCUCA
Messenger RNA from Capsella rubella, 410 nucleotides. RefSeq lists its product as uncharacterized. Lineage: Eukaryota; Viridiplantae; Streptophyta; Magnoliopsida; Brassicales; Brassicaceae. The record is from RefSeq and is a predicted model, not a curated record. The transcript has a single exon. The coding region runs from base 39 to 281 and encodes 80 amino acids.